Molecule: messenger RNA, 273 nt
Organism: Fusarium sp. VM40
Lineage: Eukaryota; Fungi; Ascomycota; Sordariomycetes; Hypocreales; Nectriaceae
Source: the annotation of a GenBank genome assembly
AUGACUGAAAAAACAAAUGUUGUUCUUGUCGGAGCCAGCGGUGAGACUGGCAAGUCUGUCGCCGAUGGCAUCCUUGCUUUUCCGGAUAAAUUCAACCUAACUGCACUCGCUCGUCCAGCUUCCAUAGACAAGCCGGAGUACCGAGAACUCAAGAAUCGAGGCGUAAAGAUAGCUCCGGUCGAUGCCAGCAGUGUGUCGGAUGAGCUUAUCUCGCUGCUCAGUGGCGUUGAUGUCGUCAUUACAUGUCUCAUUUUGACGGAUAUGAUGCGAUGA